This is a messenger RNA of Purpureocillium lilacinum, 2013 nucleotides long. RefSeq lists its product as uncharacterized. NCBI's taxonomy places the organism in Eukaryota, Fungi, Ascomycota, Sordariomycetes, Hypocreales, Ophiocordycipitaceae. The record is from RefSeq and is a predicted model, not a curated record.
AUGCUCAAAGCGAGGCUGCGUGAUGCCUCGCUGAACUCGCCGCGCCAAGCGCAGUUGCAGGCCCUGGCGAGCGCACGGACGAGGCGCACGCUAGGCCAGCGCCUUUGCCUCCCGGGGCUUGUUUGCCUUGCAGUUCUGGCACUUUACGUAUCCAGAAGCGGACUUUCAACGUGGAUUCCUCGAGUGCGGUGUGGCAAAGCGGACCAUGGGACGCCCGAGGCAAGUGACUUUAGCUGGGACGACAUCUCACCAAGCGCAACGCUCGAGUACCAGCCGUGCUUCGACGGCUUUCAGUGCGCUCGCCUUUUCGUUCCCCUGAACUGGAACGCCACGGCCGAAGAGCAGGCGAGCUGUCCCCGGGUCGCCAUAGCCAUCAUCAAGCUCCCGGCGCGGGUCCCUGUGACAGAUUCACGAUAUGGAGGCCCCGUGGUCCUCAAUCCAGGCGGGCCUGGAGAAUCCGGCGUGUACCAGGUCCUCUCCGAUGGGAAGAGCCUCCAGGCCCUGCUCGAUGCGCCUCCUUCGGAUGACAACGGGAAGCACUUCGACAUACUUUCCUUUGACCCCCGGGGCGUCAACAAUACGACUCCGCGGCUGCAGUGCUUCACAGACUCGUCUGACCAGCAAUCAUGGCUCGCGAGCCUGCCCGAUUAUGGACUCCUGUGGCACUCUGAGAGCGUGACCGGUCUCGAGUGGGCUCGUGCUGAGGCCCUCGGAGCCAGCUGUGCCCACGGCGAGGGGGACAGGGGCAUCCUGCGGCAUGUCAACACGGCGCAGACGGUGCAGGAUAUGGUGCAGAUUAUCGAGAAGGAGGGCGAAUGGCGGGCGCAAGCAGCGUCUAAACUCGUCUCCCGCUGGCAGGAUCCAAAAACUGCGAGAGAUCUCAUGGAGCGCCUUGCCUAUCAUCCAGGCAAGGAGCGCAUCCAGUACUGGGGCAUGAGCUACGGGACACUCAUCGGGUCCACGUUCGCGGCACUGCAUCCUGACCGCGUGCAGCGCAUGGUUCUCGAUGGCGUCGUCGACCCAGCAGACCACUAUUCUGGGGGCUGGCUCACGCAGCUGCAAGACUCGGACAAGAUCCUGAGCAAGUUUAGCGAGUAUUGCUUCGCAGCUGGACCGGACCGAUGCCCACUCUAUGCCAACUCGUCGGCCGCAGAAAUAGAGGAGCGCCUCACAACAAUCCUGCUUGACCUCAAGGUCAAUCCGAUCCCCAUGGCCGUUACCAACAAAGACGGAGACCACGCCGGGCCCACGCUGGUCACGUACGGCGAUGCCCAUCUGCUGCUUCUAUCGGCCGUGUACUUUCCCUUUGCGUCGGCUGCAAGUUUCUUUGACGUGCUGUUUGCGUUGGAAAGCAAAAACACAUCAUCGCCGGCGCUGAGGCGCAUUGUAACGAGAAAGCACGCACGGGCAACUCGUUCGAUGCCGGUCGAUGGCGCCAUACCUUAUGUGUCGGCGCUGGGAUCCUUCCAGGCUAUAUCGUGCAUGGACUCGGGGCCGCUCAAUUUGACACGAGAGACGUUCAACGAGUUCCUCGCUGAGCUGCAGGGUCAAAGUCGAUGGUUAGGCCUGAGCUGGGCGCGCAACAAGCUCGCCUGCCUGGGUUAUGGCAUGGAACCGGCGUGGAAGCCGCCCUUCAGCUUUAGAACGCAGCAAUGGGCCAACACGUCGCACCCGCUUCUCAUCGUCGGGAACACACACGAUACGGUGACGCCGCUGCGCAACGCGCGUCGCGUGUCAACGCUGUUUCCGGGCAGCGUGGUUCUGCAGCAGGACUCGCAGGGCCACUGCUCCCACUCGGCGCCGGCACCGUGCACAUUGAAGGUGAUACGGCGGUACUUUCAGACGGGGGAGCUGCCGGAACAGGGCGACGUGUGCGAGCCAGGAUUCCGGCCGUUCCUUGGCUGUACGGCGGAGAGAGGUGGGCGCGGGCAGCAGUGCGUAUUUGACGACGCAGAAGAGCAGAGGCUGUGGGACGUGGCCGUCGCUUUGGCCGACCCCUUUGGACUGAGAUAG